Aspergillus ruber CBS 135680 is the source of this 264-nucleotide messenger RNA. RefSeq lists its product as uncharacterized. The annotation marks the transcript as partial. Lineage: Eukaryota; Fungi; Ascomycota; Eurotiomycetes; Eurotiales; Aspergillaceae. The transcript has 2 exons. The record is from RefSeq and is a predicted model, not a curated record.
AUACCAACCCUAGAGGUCACCCAGCGCCAUAACGCGCCGUUUAGCAGCCCAAAAACAAACACCCUUCUCUGCUCGAAACCGGGAGGACAUUAUUGUCUCGAAGGGUCUCUGAAGAGUCCCAUCAUGAUGUCUUGCUUGUCUAACACGGAUGCUGAGAUACGUUACGAAUCAUCUCCCAGUGCCGGUGACGCCGUUUGCGCCUUCAACGGAACAGGAUACACCCUAGACGGCUCUCGAGUCAAGGUUGGCGAAACCGCUCUGUGU